AUGAGGAACCCUUUCCAGCCAGCAAAGGAAACGGACGAGGAAACUCGGCCUGAUGGUCGCUGUCAGGGUCAAGGCACGCCAGAGAAUCCCUACGUCGUUGAGUUUCUGCAUCAGGAUCCUCGCAAUCCCAUGAACUUUCCCGUCUGGCGCAAAUGGAUGAUCACCUCCUCAGCCUACUCGGCCUCGGCCGGUCAGAUCACCAAAGAGUUACAUGCCAGCAGUGAGCUGUUCCAAGCAGGCGUCGCCCUUUUUGUCCUUGGAUUUGCAAUCGGGCCGGCGUUGUGGGCGCCGUUGUCCGAGCUGUAUGGGCGACAGACUGUCGUUCGGCGCAUCACCUCUGACCAAUGCUGGCGGGGUCAUCGCGGACUUGUUCCCCAUAUCUCAGCGUGGUUUGCCUCGCAAAUCCUCGCUACAGCACCUUUCAUGGGUCCUAUCCUUGGUCCCAUCAUCGGUGGCUUCGUAACCAUCACAGUCGGUUGGCGGUGGGUACAAGGAGUCUGCUGUAUAUUUAUCGGAGUGGUGUGGAUCAUUGGAAUCGUCCUUCUGCCAGAGACCUACGGCCCUGUCUUGUUGCGCAGAAGAGCUCGCCAUCUAUCAAGGAGGACGGGGAGACGAUACAUCAGUGUCCUCGAAAAGAGUCAGGCGGGUGUUCGUGUGCAGGAGCUCUUUGCCAAAACGGUCAAACGACCAAACACUGGGGGUUGGAACCCAGGAGUCGGCAGCCUGCCGUUUCUCGGUCUGGCUGUCGGCAUGCUUCUGGGUCUGGUCUAUACUAUCGUCGACGAUAAGCGCCGGUACCAAAAGCUCGGGUACAAGGCUACCCCAGAGUCUCGCCUUCCCCCGGCCAUGGUGGGAGCAGUCGCACUCCCAGUGGGGAUGUUUGCCUUUGCAUGGACUAAUUCACCCAGCAUACACUGGUCCGCCAGCGUUAUCCUCAGCGCCCCCUUUGGCUUUGGAACUGUGCUGGUCUUCAUUGCCAUCCUUGUCUAUCUACUGGAUGCGUACACCAUCUACGCUGCUUCCGUACUGGCGGCCAGCGCAAUGCUGAGGGCGUUCGUGGGAGCUGCCUUUCCCUUGUUUACGACUGCCAUGUUCAACAAUCUGGGAAUCCAUUGGGCGUCCUCGAUUCCGGCAUUCUUGACCGUGGCGUGUCUGCCGUUUCCUUUUGUCAUGUACCGCUUUGGGGCCAAGGUUCGCAUGAAGUGUAAAUACGCUCACGAGGCGGCACUGUUGAUGGCCCAUAUGCAGGCAAAGAGCAGUAACGCAUCACAGGAAGAGCCCAAGGACGAGGAGACCGCAGACUGA
Messenger RNA from Aspergillus thermomutatus, 1305 nucleotides. RefSeq lists its product as uncharacterized. Lineage: Eukaryota; Fungi; Ascomycota; Eurotiomycetes; Eurotiales; Aspergillaceae. The coding region runs from base 1 to 1305 and encodes 434 amino acids. Gene Ontology annotation, biological process: transmembrane transport. The record is from RefSeq and is a predicted model, not a curated record. The transcript is spliced from 3 exons. Gene Ontology annotation, molecular function: transmembrane transporter activity.